This is a messenger RNA of Siniperca chuatsi (mandarin fish), 1498 nucleotides long. RefSeq names its product phosphatidylinositol glycan anchor biosynthesis, class X (gene pigx). The record is from RefSeq and is a predicted model, not a curated record. The transcript has 6 exons. Bases 121 to 864 code for a protein of 247 amino acids. Gene Ontology annotation, biological process: GPI anchor biosynthetic process. NCBI's taxonomy places the organism in Eukaryota, Metazoa, Chordata, Actinopteri, Centrarchiformes, Sinipercidae. Gene Ontology annotation, cellular component: endoplasmic reticulum membrane.
UCCUUCGAGAUCCUUUUCCGUAAACAAUUUAAAAGAGAGCACCAAGUAUUAUAGUUGUAGCUCGAUAAAUAGAAUACAUAGGCUAAGAAAAGCUUGUUGUAGUUCACCAUAACCACUUUGAUGUAUUUUAUACUGUUGUCUGUGUUGGCUUGUUUGUCGACAUGCCAUUGUUUGAUCGAAAAGGAUGAGAAGAACGAGAACCACUGCGGUCUGCUGAAGCAGUGUCUUGAAUCCUCACUAGUUUCAGUGGAGAUCAACAAGAAGGGUUUUCACAGGGAGGUGGUAACCACUGUUGUGCUCAGCCCUGAUGUGCUCAGUGGGCUCAGAGUUUUGCUGGUUCAUAGAUGGCCUAGAGGCGUCUAUGUUGAUCCAUACCAACUUGCAUCCCUGAGCGAUCAAACUGAUUGGCAGAUAUUACUGGAUUCAUCCAUCGACCUAGAGGUGCCUGCUCACAAGACCUCUGGAUUUGUCACCUAUGUGUAUCCCACCCCUGAUGGACCAACUCCCAGACUGCUAAAAGUAGCAAUUCCCAUACACGGCCGCUACCAUGAGCCUUCUUUUGAUGGGAAAACGUUUACAUCUGUUGACAUAGAACCUCCAGAGCUGCUGCUGCGGACUGAAAAAUGUACGCAGCUCAACAACUUAGACCCUCACACUGUCGUGGACGCCCCCUGUACUCAUGACAAUUCAAGCACAUGUCCAUGGGUUAAACUCCAGCACCAGCAGGAUCAAGGCCCUAUGGGUUUCCAGUUUCCAGUUGGUGACGGGUCUUUGGUGACGCCUGUAUGCGGUGGAACUCUUCUAGUCACAAUGAUCUGCUGUGGGACACUAUCCAAAUACAUGUGGAAACAUCGACUCAUUUAAACAGCGAUGGUCAGCAUGAUCUUAUAAUUAUACAGUUCUGUCUGAUACCAGCAUCAUUCUGGCACUAGGAUCAAAGUUUUCAGCAUAAAACAUCAAAAGGCCAUAAAAAAAAUAACACCACACAGACAUUAAUAGGCAUGGAUAGAAAAGGUCUGUUGUAUAUGAAUCAUUUAAAAAGUGAAAUGCAUAGAACGCCUUAUCUUCUGAGGUGACACAAACAGAGAACAGGUCUAUUUUACAUCAGUCCAGGUUUUGAGCAGGUUCCUGCUUUUACUAUGCAAAGUAAUCCAGAUAAUUCAGUUAACGUGGUUCUUGGAAUAGGCCCCAGUUACUGGAAGUAAACAUCUUUGUUUAGGUUAGUCCUCUGCUUUUUGUGCAAAACUUUCUCCUGUUAUAAUCGUGGCUCAGAAGUAGGAACAUAGCAUACAGCAGCGUGCAGGAAGAUGACACUUUAUUUAUUUCGUUUGAAACACUCAAGACUCAACACACUCAGGAAUGUCUGGGGCCGCAAAUCAUGUUCUUAGGACACCUUUUAUCCCAACUGCAAACAAUAUUUUCAACUCCAAAUAAUAAAAAAGGAAAGAUCUGUGGUGAUUUUUCUCUUGUUGAACUAAAGACAUUUCCCAUCUUCUAA